Guyanagaster necrorhizus is the source of this 3593-nucleotide messenger RNA. RefSeq lists its product as uncharacterized. The record is from RefSeq and is a predicted model, not a curated record. The transcript has 3 exons. NCBI's taxonomy places the organism in Eukaryota, Fungi, Basidiomycota, Agaricomycetes, Agaricales, Physalacriaceae. The coding region runs from base 127 to 3210 and encodes 1027 amino acids. Gene Ontology annotation, molecular function: protein binding.
UGUGUUUUUACGUGGAAGCAAGUUGCCAUUGCUUUCCACGGCUACGAGUUUCGAUUCAUGUAUCUCUCACCCACUAUAUUGCUGUAACCUGUUCUUCCUCUUUAUUUCUUCCAUUCAUUUCGGCAGAUGAAGUGGAAUCUCGACUUUCGUCUACUGCCAAGCGUCUGCAUUCUCUCGUUCUUGCUGGAACAUGAAGUCGCAGCAUAUACCACCCUUCCGAGGUGGGGCCAGGCCGUGGCCGUACUUAAUGACUGUCUCUUCGUCCAUGGCGGGAAGACAGACGAGUAUAAUUCAUACUCUUAUACACAAGCACCGACUAACAAUGAUUUGCUUUAUCUUUCACUAUCGUCAUCAUUCAAUCUGACAUCUCCGCCCUGGGAGCUGAUCGGCAGCUCGUCCAAUACCUCAACUUCACAGGGCCCAGCGGUGGCUUGGCAUACUCUGUCUGGACUGAAUUCUUCCAGCAUGCUAUUAUUCGGCGGAGAUCCUGCCACUAAUUCUGCCACAGUGUUAACAAAUCGUGCCGAUUCAUCCUGGAUGCUUGAUGUAUAUGUAUGGUCCGAACCUAGUUGGGAGCAAGAAGCGUUAGCGUGGGCGGGGCAACCAACGAGACGGAUACACCAUUCCACUGUCACGUCGACUUCUGGCCAAGUAUAUAUAAUUGGCGGGGAGAUGGCAGACGGUUCUGAAAUCGCCCUAACGGAGCACUAUGUAUUCGAUCCUGAUAGCCAAUCAUUCACUCAGCUCCCUACAUCCAACGGUCCCUCAGACAUUAUCGGACAUUCCGCUGUCAUAUUAUCAAAUGGCACCAUGCUCGUUUUUGGCGGUUAUAGCCAAUCCCAAGAUUCGCUGUAUCCAUUUUCCACCAUAUGGACUCUAGACACGACGCGCUCUACACUAUCAUGGGAAAUUAUUACGCUGUCGGCAACAUCACUACCAAAUCCAAGAAGGGCAUUUGCCUCGACUUGCAUUGAGGGAAACAAGGUUGUCAUUCAGGGCGGUAGUGAUGCCUCCUACCAAACUACAUAUAGUGAUGGUUGGAUACUAGAUUUAUCCUUGGAAUCUCCAAACUGGGUCGAGGUGGACAUUUUGACCCAAGUCGGUGCUCGUCGUGAUCAUUUUGCUGUUCCUAUAGGAUCCUCAGUCAUAUUUGGAUUCGGUUACGGGAGCUCCGGUCCAUCCGCUACCAAUAUUCAGAUCUAUGACUCUUCAACUGGAUCCUUCGCAUCCGUUUUUACGCCGUCGUCGUCAUCCGAAACCACACAGACGAUGCCAGGGCCAAGCCAGACGUCAAAUCCCCAUUCGACCGAUAUUGGAAUUUCUCCCAGCAUCGGCGGCUCUGUCAGUGCUGAUCCCUCGUCCACGACUAGCCCCAGCGAUCCAACUGGUGGAUAUGGUGGUGGUGGCAAUCCAGCUGGCGGAGGGGACGAUGCUAACAGCAACCGGACCACUGCCAUCGCUCUUGGGACCACUUUCGGAAUUCUGGGAUUUAUCGCUGGUUGCGUCGUCGUUGUUUGCUACGUGCGACAUCGAAAAGGAUAUCGUUCGAUUGGUCGACGAUUCAUGGUUCUUCACGACAACACCGAGGAUGGAGAGGAUAGUCCUCGGCAUGACCGCCAUCUUCCCCUUGCCGGUGGUUUUGGCGAAAAGACGUCGCAUAGUAGGGACGCAGGAUGGACUAUCUUGAAGAGUAUUGGUUUGGCGGGUGUUAUGCCAGCUAGCAUGAGUGCGCGCCAUAAUCCAGAGAGACGAGAUAUGCUCGCAGAUGAAGAUGCCCAAGACUUUGCCUCCUGGUACGAGAAAAGAAGGAUGGAUGGCACCGGAAGUUCAUGGUCGCUCAGAAGUAUCCUUGGUGGAGGUCGGAGGCGCAGUCAAGAGCCCAGUGCUGCCAGCUCACUUAGCACGCCUUGGAGAGAGAAAUAUGAUCCUUUCUCCGAUGACACAGCACUUAUGGGAGAUGCGGAGCUGGGAAUAACGAGCGCUGGCCCAAGCGGACCCGCCACUAGAAGACAGAUGAGCAAUGUCAGCACGAUGACCAACGUCAGCUAUGUUGAUCCGUUCGCAGAUCCCAUAGAGGAGGAGCAAGAUAGGUAUCAUGAUCUGGAUAGCCUGGAGGACAUUCUUGAGAUGCCACCCCCUGCACGUUUCAAACUUCCGGCACUCUCAAUACAGACUGUACUCCCCGUGUCCACUCUUAGUCACGCCCUCAGUCCGGUUACGGAAGCAUCCCGGCUCUCCGUUAAUGAUCCCAGCACGCCUUCGAUUCACACUAAUUCUAACUCUCAUGAACACAAUUUAUCUUCGUUCGACAGUACGUCGGGAGUGACCUCUCGUACCUCUUACGAUCCUUCCCGUUCUCCAGGCCAGCGAACAUCCUCCAUAAUCGCUUCCAUUCCACCACAACCCAUGCGACGCAGUGACUCCUGGUGGGCACGUUUUUCUCGCACGAGCUUACUGGACCGACGAAAUAGUGAUUCGUCUAAGAGAGCUUCAUUGGACUUUAGAGAUCCGAAUCCACCGCCACGAUUGAUUGCCAUUGAAGAAAGCACCUAUUCCACUGCGUCAGCGUCCCCGGGGGCAGACAACAACUCUAACUCUCCAGGAUUUAACCGAUCAUCAUCACUUUGUCCCGGGACACGCAUGGUCUCGAAAAUUUACGGCGCUCAUGGAAAAUCGACAUCUUCAUUACGGACCGCAGACUCCGAGCUCAUUGAAAGGAUGGUCGGCACGAUGGAUGUGGCGCAGAGAGUGAGAACAGGCAGCCAUCGAACCCGAGAGAGCACAGGGACCAGCCUUAGCGUUGAAAUCCCUGCUUUGGAAGAUGGUCAUCUCCAGGAAUAUCUUGGGGAUGACCGUUUCAUUGUUGCCUCUCCAUCAAGCACCUUAUCGUUGGACAUUCAUAGUUCCAAUGAUGCACCAUCUCGGAGUCUGCCUUCACCAUUAAGACAGAUGUCGUCAUUUCCUGCGGUCUCCUCCGAUGUGUCUCCCAAGAGUGGAAGCAUCAAGCGACUGCUCCGUGGAGAAUCCGUCGCCGCUCGUGUUCAGGCAUACGAACGCCGAAUGAGCCAAGAUACGGAACUUCCUGGUGCCAACUUAAAGGAAGAGCGCGCCAGACACAGGGGUCAAGUGGUUGAUUAUGGUUUAGUGCCCAAGCCCAGUCUUUACGUCGCCAACCCCGACCAUCGUGUCACGUCUUCUGAAGAUUCCUAGAUUCCUUUCUGCUGUCUUGGGUGACGUGCUUCGGACUCCAGCACAAAAUGCCUAUACUUACAAACAUCUAUCUGGAUUUACUGGAUACAGAUGCCGUUAUCUCUGCAGUCGGACAAUGCUUUGCUCUAUCGCUAUCUUAUCUUUAUAUCUUUUAUGACCUUACGACCGUUGACGCCUUCGACUUUUGUUUGUUUUUACGCCAGGGACCUUUUCCUGUUAUAUACAUUGGCUGGCUGAUGGAUUUACCCUACCUACUGUACAACAAAUACUCUUUGUAUCGCCACCUUGCACAUGUACACUGGUAAAAGGACGUGAGACGAGGAUUGAAAAUAAACGUCUGAUAGAAAAAUACGAUUGUGCCUUGUACAUUGGAUAGUAAUCAA